GUUACGCUAAGAACAACAGCAGUGAAAUGUACAAGUGUGAAUUUUAACAAUGAAAGCGAGAGCAAUCACGAAUGCGUGUGCUAAUAAUAAACUUGCAAAUGAAAAAUGAACAAACAAGAGAAAGAAAGAAGGAAGGACAAAGUGAUAACACAUAACAUCAGUACAUUUCACCUAGAACAUUAACGGCCAAGCUUGGCCGCACCAAACACGACACGUUACUUGAACAACUUCAACCCAAUUAUACCCCUCGAAAAUAAUGAACACCUCCGUCUUCCUCCCCCAUUGUACCUGUAGGUUGUUGCUCUGAGUUUUCAAUGUCAGUCUGUGACUUAUCCAGUCUCUUCUCUCCCUGACCUCGGUGCUGCUGUCCAGGUGCUGGUGAGCAACAUGGCGGAGGCGAAUCAAACGGUAGACGUGGCCUCUGAGUCGAAGAAGGCGAAAAAGAAGGCCGAGAAGAAAGCAGAGAAGGCCAAAGCCAAGGCUGAAGCAAAGGGCAAAGCAGAAGGUGCUGGUGCUGCCGCAGACGCACAACCCGAGGAGGACGUUUCCAAAGACUGCUAUGGUGACUUGCCCGUGAUCAACUCCUCAUGCAGGCCAGGUCGCACAUUUGUGCGCGUCGAAGACCUGGUCGAGAGUCUGGCAGACAAGCCCGUGCUGGUGCGUGCACGCUUGCACACGAGUCGACUGACAGGCAAGAACUGCUUUGUCGUACUGCGACAGCAGUGCUGUACCGUGCAGUGUAUUGUGACGAAGGGCGAAACGAUAAGCAAACAAAUGCUCAAGUACAUUGCUGGUGUGCCAAAGGAGUCCAUUGUGGACGUGGAAGGCACCGUGCGCACCGUGGCCAAGCCCAUCACCAGCUGCACGCAGCAGAGCACCGAGCUGCACGUGCACCGGUUCUUCACGGUCAGCAAGGCGGAGGCACGCCUGCCGCUGCAGAUCGACGACGCGGCGCGCGCCGAGGCGGAGGAUGACGACGAGUCCAGCGGCGCAGGGCCCAAGGUCAACCAGGACACUCGCCUGGACAACCGAAUCAUCGACCUGCGCACCACCACUAACCAGGCAGUCUUCCGCAUGCAGGCUGGUGUGGUGCAUCUCUUCCGCGACUAUUUGACGUCGCAGAAGUUUGUGGAGAUCCAGCCGCCGCAUAUCAUCAGCGCUGCCAGUGAAGGAGGCGCCAAUGUGUUCAAAGUCGGCUACUUUGACCGUAAAGCUUACUUGGCGCAGUCUCCUCAGCUGUACAAGCAGAUGGCUGUGUGCGCCGACUUUGAGCGUGUGUUCUGCGUUGGUCCCGUCUUCCGUGCCGAGGACUCCAACACGCAUCGCCACUUGACCGAGUUUGUCGGCCUCGAUCUGGAGAUGGCGUUCCAGGAGCAUUAUCACGAGGCGGUUGAUGUCAUCGGGGAGCUGUUCGUCAGCCUGUUCAAGGGUCUCCGUGACAGCUUCUCCAGUGAAAUCAGUACGAUAAACAAGCAGUUUCCGUGCGAACCAUUUCAGUUUCUAGAGCCAAGCUUACGUCUCGAAUGGCCAGAAGCGAUGGCCUUGCUGCGCGAGAAUGGUAUUGACAUUGGCGACGAGGACGAUCUCAGCACUCCCAAUGAAAAGCUGCUUGGUCGGCUGGUGAAGGAGAAGUAUGGCACAGAUUUUUUCAUCUUGGACAAGUUCCCGUUGGCAGUGCGUCCGUUCUACACCAUGCCCGACCCCAACAACCCGAAAUCCAGCAAUUCCUAUGAUAUGUUCAUGCGUGGCGAGGAAAUUCUGUCGGGAGCUCAGCGUAUCCACGACGCGGCAUUCCUGGUCGAGCGAGCACAGCACCAUGGUGUGGAUAUCGAGAAGGUCAAGGCGUACAUCGACGCGUUCCGCUACGGUGCUCCACCUCAUGCCGGCGGUGGAAUUGGUCUGGAGAGAGUGCUUAUGCUCUACCUCGGCCUGAAGAAUAUCCGCAAAACGUCACUGUUUCCACGCGACCCAUCUCGCCUCACGCCCUAAGCAAUGCUGGCUAUACGAGCAGUAUUUCGUUCAGCUCAACAAUGGCACCACCGCCUUGUUUGCCACCCGGCUGUUUCCGUGUUCCCCCUGAAUCAGGCCCCUCUAUCAUUCUCUACAGUUUUCCAAUCAAUCACAGAUUACUAAGUCUCGAGCUGAUCUGCUUGACAUAUAAAUCAUUUUAUUCCCGUAGCUAUGCAGAAGACGUUACUUCAGUAACGUCUGGCGCUAGCCAGGGUCCACACAGCUUUAAUUUGGUGUUUGUUUGUGUGUUUGUUUGUUUGUGUCACGCCUGGAGCUAUCCCGUAUCUGUCCCGUAUCUGUCCCGUAUCUGUGACUACAAAGGCUCUACAGGAUUGUACAUAACAGCUGUCCACAAUAUUUGCGGGCUCCUGUAUCUGUCCCGUACCGUACCAAUAUUCGUCGUAUUAUGUAUACGACUCCCUGAUGUAGAGGGAGAUUUGGAAAGAAAUAGGGAGACGAGGAGGAAAUUAAAUUAGAAUAGACGCCGAAUAGGUGAUAGGAUGCGUCAGCAUAAACAUACUUUGGAAGAGAGAUCCCGUCGUCUCCAAAAUAAGCAUGAACGAGCGAUUCAGC
This is a messenger RNA of Sycon ciliatum, 2583 nucleotides long. Its product is annotated as aspartate--tRNA ligase, cytoplasmic-like. Gene Ontology annotation, biological process: aspartyl-tRNA aminoacylation. The coding region runs from base 388 to 1989 and encodes 533 amino acids. Gene Ontology annotation, cellular component: cytoplasm; aminoacyl-tRNA synthetase multienzyme complex; cytosol. NCBI's taxonomy places the organism in Eukaryota, Metazoa, Porifera, Calcarea, Leucosolenida, Sycettidae. Gene Ontology annotation, molecular function: RNA binding; aspartate-tRNA ligase activity; ATP binding. The transcript has 17 exons. The record is from RefSeq and is a predicted model, not a curated record.